Molecule: messenger RNA, 1263 nt
Organism: Trichomonas vaginalis G3
Lineage: Eukaryota; Parabasalia; Trichomonadida; Trichomonadidae
Product: dTDP-6-deoxy-D-glucose-3,5 epimerase family
Exons: 1
Coding region: 1-1263 (420 amino acids)
Biological process (GO): polysaccharide biosynthetic process
Cellular component (GO): cytosol
Molecular function (GO): dTDP-4-dehydrorhamnose 3,5-epimerase activity
Source: RefSeq, a predicted model, not a curated record
AUGAUUGAUCAUUUCGAAGCUACACCUCUUGCUGUUGAUGGUAUGGUUAAGUAUCAUGCUGUCAGAAAGCCAGGAACAGAAUCCGAUGCUCACGGCGAUUUAGUCGAACUUUUCAACAUUCUCAAAAACCAUACAGACCCUGAAAUGAAGCAGAUUAACAUUUCAAGAUCUAAAUUGAAUGUUAUUCGUGGUAUCCAUGUUGCGCCAUAUCAUAAAAUUGCAUUUUGCCCAUAUGGUAAGAUGUUCGAUGUUUGUGUCGACAUGCGUCCAAAUUCACCAACAUUCAUGAAGUGGGAUGGCUGCUGGCUUGAUAAGGAUACACAUGUUCUCGUCCCACCUUACUGCGCUCACGGCGUCUUCGCAGCUGAAGAUGAUUCCGUUCUUUGCUACUACCAGGGUGGCUGCUUCUUCCCACACCUCGAUUUCGCCAUUAACCCAAUGGAUCCACAGAUCGGAAUCAAGUGGCCAACACCAGUUAACUCAGAUAAGUACGUAUUAUCCGAAAAAGAUACAAAUUCAUCACCAGUUACUCCAGAGCUUGUUGAGACACUCAGAUUCAGAAUCGAACACCCAAUCGAGGACAGACUUACAAAUACAAACUCAGAUUUCGUAUUAAUCUGCAACUCCUCAUACAUCGCUCUCCCAAUCCUCAAAGUCCUUGAAGACCAGAAGCUCAAAGCCCACCUUCUUACAAUGACUUCCUUCAACCGCGAAACAUUAAAUGCUCGUAUUGUCUCUCUUAGACCAAAGUAUUCCGUAAUUUACGUUCUCGAUACACAUGGCAAGAACACUGCCGACAUUUUCACCGAGGUAAUGAACGCUACUUUCGUUUGUCAUAAUCUCGGAUCACAUAUUACAUUCAUUCUCGACGAAGAAGACUUCCCAGCAGCCGAGGAACUCCGCCAGAUCUUCCACGAGGACUGUGGCGAGUUCUCUCUCAUUGUUACCUGCAAGAAUCUUCUUUCUCGCGAGAUGACCAAGCAACAAGUCGCAAACGCCCUCAAGCAUCAUGAGAAGGACCUUACAACAAUUACAGACUUCGACAAUCUCGCUGAAUGGGUCAUCGAGCAAGGAAAGCAGAAGAAAGCUGGAUUUUUCACAAUCGCUAACCAAGGAAAGCUCGAUAUCGAGAAAGUUAAGAAGUUCUGCUCUGAAAAUGGUGUCCAGAUUAACCCAGGACAGGGUGAAGAUUUCAAAACUCAAUCUGAAACAAAAGAUGCAAACGCAGCUUUCGAUGAGCUCGUUUCAGCACUUAAGCAAUAA